AUGGGAAAUUCUAAAAGUAGCGCCCUAUCCAAGGGGAUCUUGGAAGACCUCAAAAUGAACACCAAGUACUCAGAAGCAGAGCUCUCCUUGUGGUACCAGACAUUCUUGAAGGAAUGCCCAUCUGGCUUGAUCACCAGGGAACAAUUUGAGAAGAUCUAUUCUGGCUUCUUCCCAGAUGCAAACCCCAAAGAUUAUGCUCAACAUGUCUUCAGGAGCUUUGACACCAACAGUGAUGGGACUCUGGAUUUUAAGGAAUACAUCAUCGCCCUUCACCUCACCUCCUCUGGAAAGACUUCACGAAAGCUUGAGUGGGCUUUCUCCCUCUAUGAUGUGGAUGGCAAUGGCACAAUCAACAAGGAAGAAGUACUGGAAAUUGUUAAGUCGAUAUUUAAAAUGAUCAAUGAAGAAGAACUGAAGACUCUGCCAGAGGAUGAGAACACCCCAGAGAAGAGGGCUGACAAAAUUUGGGAGUAUUUUGGCAAGAAAGAAAAUGAUAAAUUAUCGGAAGGUGAGUUUAUUCAAGGCACCCUGGAAAACAAGGAUAUACUCCGACUGAUACAGUUCGAACCUCAGAAAAUCAAAGGAAAACCAAAUCAGAACUAA
Hemiscyllium ocellatum (epaulette shark) is the source of this 603-nucleotide messenger RNA. RefSeq names its product recoverin-like. NCBI's taxonomy places the organism in Eukaryota, Metazoa, Chordata, Chondrichthyes, Orectolobiformes, Hemiscylliidae. The coding region runs from base 1 to 603 and encodes 200 amino acids. The record is from RefSeq and is a predicted model, not a curated record. The transcript has 3 exons. Gene Ontology annotation, molecular function: calcium ion binding.